UUCUGUUUUCAUAACAAAUUUUGUAUUGAAAGUAUAGUACAAAAUUGAAUAUACGCACAUAACAAUAAUAUUAUGACACAAUUGUGUAUUUGUGUCCCAUUCACGGAAGCGUAGAGUGAGACUUUGACGGUUGAAAGUUGAGAUUACGGCAAUUUGGGUAAAAAAGUUUAACGGACUGACUGUCGGGGAUUGUUCGCUAAAUCCACACUGUCAUCGUCCACCACGUGCCUCGUCGGGAGGACGUCGUUCACAUCGAUUUCAAACAUCCGUCGUGUGUGCGUUUUUGUUUUGAAUUCUUCGUCGCCGCCAUGACCAACGAAGCGCGAAACAACCUGAUCCUGUCCAUGAACGACCCGUCGAACAUACUCUACUCGGACGAAUUUGUGGUGAUCGUUGCUGACCAGUACCCUAAGUCCGAACAUCACUAUCUGGUUAUGCCCAAGGAAGACUUGUUCGAUGUCCGCUCGCUUAAGGAGCGCCAUAUACCCAAGCUCAUCUAUAUGGAGCUCAAAGGCCUCGAGUACGUGAUGCGUACGACUGGACUGUUUGCGCAAGAUUUACUAGUUGGAUACCACGCUUUUACAUCAAUGAAUCGGUUGCACUUGCAUGUGUUGAGUAAAGACUUUUGUGGUCCCCACAUGAGACAGCCUCACCAGUGGAAUUCAUUUAAUACGGAAUUCUUCAUACCUACUCACAAAAUAAUUUCAGAAUUACAAUCCAUAGGACACGCAGUAUUGCCGCCCAACAAGAAAAUUUUGCAUCAACCAGUUCAAUGUAAUAAAUGUGACUUCUUUACCAAUGAAAUUAAACAUUUAAAAUUGCAUUUGAAGAUGGUUCACUAUGUGCCACAAAUUUUUUAAUAUUUACUACCUAUCAAGUUAUACUCACGUAUUGAUACAUCAUAAUAUAUUAUACAUGUAAGACAUUUCAAAUUUUGACCUAUACAAAUAAAUGCAAACUUUUGGAUCCAA
Acyrthosiphon pisum (pea aphid) is the source of this 971-nucleotide messenger RNA. It is a transcript of the gene Aptx, whose product is annotated as aprataxin. Lineage: Eukaryota; Metazoa; Arthropoda; Insecta; Hemiptera; Aphididae. The record is from RefSeq and is a predicted model, not a curated record. Gene Ontology annotation, biological process: single strand break repair. Gene Ontology annotation, molecular function: double-stranded RNA binding; single-stranded DNA binding; DNA 5'-adenosine monophosphate hydrolase activity. Gene Ontology annotation, cellular component: nucleus. The coding region runs from base 309 to 860 and encodes 183 amino acids. The transcript is spliced from 3 exons.